Messenger RNA from Schistocerca serialis cubense, 333 nucleotides. RefSeq names its product tigger transposable element-derived protein 4 (gene cag). The transcript has a single exon. Bases 1 to 333 code for a protein of 110 amino acids. The record is from RefSeq and is a predicted model, not a curated record. Lineage: Eukaryota; Metazoa; Arthropoda; Insecta; Orthoptera; Acrididae.
AUGGUUUCAAAGCUAAUGGAGAGGUUCAAUGGAGCAAGUGCUGAAAAUUUACCAAUCGAUGGGGCAUUGAUAAAAAUGAAAGCAUAUACGAUAUCAGGAAAACUUGGGCUAACAGAAUUCAAAGCUUUGAAUGGUUGGCUGGAUAGAUUAAAAAAACGCUAUGGGAUAACUUGCAUGGCAGUAUGUGGAAAGAGUGUUGCAGUUAGUGACGAAAGUGUUGAACACUGGGUAGAAGAGAUGCUGCCACCCCUCGUGGAAAGUUUUGAAUGUUGGGAUGUGUUCAAAGUGGAUGAAACAGGCCUGUUUACCAACUCAUGGCCCCUAAAACCUUAA